AUGAAAUCGUGUGGCGAUCAAGAAAUAACGAUAACUGUAGAUGGUUCCGAAAAUAUGUCUGGAAUGAUUCGAUUCGAUUCUCAUAGUGGAAGCUGGCAUUGGUGUUCUGGACUCAAGUGGGCGGGCUUGGCGGACACAGGACCAAUAAGGACGCUAGGAUGCCCAUACCAGUCGAACGUCAUUGGUUUGGCACAGUGCGAAGAUUGUACAAGUCUUACUUUGGAUCCAUCAACAUGGAAACAUGAAUGGAGAAAAGCUUCCAUUUGGUGGUUUGAUAAAUUCGUAGGUUUGAAUUUCUUUGAUUUUGAAGCUAAAUUGAUGAGAGUCCCACAAUCUUCAAAUGUUCACGUGAAAAAGGAACGGUCAGCAAUUAAGGUGCGUAGCGUAAAUAGCAGUGGGAAUUGCAAAAAGAAGCAGAAUGAAAGAUUUGUUCUUUUCUGCAGUAUUACGGAUCACGCUACUCCAUCAACCAGUCAGACUAAUACUGAGUGUCCAGUGGCUGUGGAUACCAGUGAUGUCUCCAAAAUGCUCAUGAGACCCAGGCACCUGACAAGCUGUGACCAUUUCAGAGAAGCUAUCGAUCUGUUUCAAAAGAUGACUUGGACUCAUUAUGUUGUACGUGACAGCAGGCUGAACAUAGAAAAGCCGGAAAUUCGCUAUGAGUAUGUAGUGCAUGUAUGUUCUUUUGGACAUAAAAAGAAGCCGGAGGGCUAUGUUCAGAGAGUAAAAGGAUCAAAGUUUGGUGGUUGCAAGGCCAUGUUUCGUUUACGGUAUGCUGUGAACCAGUUCGUCAUAUCAUCGUCGAGGAUGAUACAUAACCAUCCUUGUGAUGAAAAGUGCUUGAAAAAUGAUCCUUGGUUCAGAAAACUAAGUGAAGAUCAGUUGAAGGCUGUUCUACCGAUGGUUAAGACUGGAAGUAGUGCUGAAUCUAUUGUUAAGUAUGCAGAAGAAAAUUACGAAAAGACAAUAACAGUGCAUUAUGUCAAUAGUUUAAAAUAUAAAUUUGUCGAACGUAAGCUUAUCCCAUAUAUCUACGGUUUUUUAGGUUGUGGAAGUUUAAACGAUGUAAUUGCAACCUUACGGAACAACGGAAAAUUGUUCGUUUCUUAUGGGGGUGUGGCUAACCAGGUCACAAAGAUAGCAUUUAGCACACACGAGCAAAUUGUAACGUACAAACGGUUCCCUGAAGUUGUGUGUUUGGAUUCAACAUACAGGGGGGAUUAUAGACCUUUCCAGUUGGUUUGUACAGAUAACUGCGAGCAUGGAGUCCCAGCUAUGUUUGCUUGGACCGAGGAAGAGAAGAAGGUUGAUGUAGUAUGGAUACUGGAUCAUUUUAAAAAGAUCAUGAACGGGACCAGUCAAACGGAAACGUUUGUGAUGGAUUGUGCAAGGUCCAUCAUAUCCGCUGUUGAAUUAACGCACCGUACUGCUCACAUAGCUCUAUGCUCUUUUCACAUGUGUAGAGCUAUAUGUAAGAAGACCCGCAAUCCAAUAACCAAGCAGUACUUAUGUCAACUGGUGCGUGAACAAACAGUGACUAAGUUUAAUGAGACAAGUCGCAUAAUCAGUGUACGCAGCAGACGCAUCGCAGCCUACUUAAACAAGAACUGGAUGAGUGGGAAAGAAACUUGGGCCGCAGCUUUCAAUAGCAAUGUCGUUACGUUGGGUAACAACACGAACAACCGGGUUGAAAGUGCGCACAGACAACUGAAGAAAAAGUUGUCUAACCGAGAUGCGUUGAGUAAAUGUAUAUGGAAAACAUUUACAUGGCAGAGGCAAUUAGACAAACGUAGGUCACUACAAUCAAGCUUACACUGUAGUCACAAAAGCAGAUACAUAGCUAAAGAUUGCUUACUGCCUCUACUAAGCAAGCCAACCACCUAUGCCGGCUUUAUAGUCCUUAAAGACUAUAAAAACGGAGACUGA
Schistosoma haematobium is the source of this 1926-nucleotide messenger RNA. RefSeq names its product Zinc finger, SWIM-type containing 3. Lineage: Eukaryota; Metazoa; Platyhelminthes; Trematoda; Strigeidida; Schistosomatidae. The transcript is spliced from 7 exons. Bases 1 to 1926 code for a protein of 641 amino acids. The record is from RefSeq and is a predicted model, not a curated record.